GGCGACGGGCUCGCGCUGCUGAGACAAGCAGAGCACUGAGGACCGGCAGGCGCGCGCUCACACUCACGCUCUCCCCCAAACAAAGAAGCAGCACGCGAGGCGGCAGAGCAUCCCACCCUUUCGGCCCAAUUGCAGAAGCCUUCCCCCCCGAAACCCCCCACCCUGCUCAUCCCUCCAAGGCAAGAACCGGUCCGAACCGAAGGCCCCCCCACACACACCCCCUCACCCGGCCCCGACCAUGACGACCAACGGCUCCGCUAACGGAACCAGCGACAUGCUGCAGAUCCAGUUCGGCCUCAUCAACUGCGGGAACAAAUACCUCACCGCGGAGACGUUCGGCUUCAAAAUUAACGCGUCGGCCACCAGCAUGAAGAAGAAGCAGAUCUGGACCCUGGAGCAGAGCGGAGACGACUCCAGCGCCAACGUGUUCUUCCUCAAGUCGCAUCUGGGCCGGUACAUCGCCGCGGACAAGGACGGGAACGUCACCGGAGACAGCGAGGCCGCCGCUCCGGAGUGCCGCUUCGUCAUCACCGCCCACGACGACGGCCGCUGGUCCCUGCAGUCCGAGCAGUACGGCCGGUACCUGGGCGGCACCGAGGACCGGAUCAUCUGCUUCGCGCAGACUGUGUCCGUGGCGGAGAAAUGGAGCGUGCACAUCGCCAUGCACCCGCAGGUGAACAUCUUCAGCGUGACGCGCAAGCGCUACGCGCACCUGAGCGACAAGGUGGACGAGAUCGCCAUCGACCGGGACGUGCCGUGGGGGGUGGACUCCAUGAUCACGCUGGUGUUCCGCGAGCAGCGGUACCACCUGCAGACCUCCGACAACCGCUUCCUGAGGAACGACGGGGCGCUGGUGGCCACCACGGACAAGACCACGGGCUACACGCUGGAGUUCCGCUCCGGGAAGGUGGCCUUCAGGGACUGCAGCGGCAAGUACCUGGCGCCCUCGGGGCCGUCCGGCACCAUGAAGUCCGGCAAGAGCGCGCGGGUGGGAAAGGACGAGCUGUUUGUGCUGGAGCAGAGCCACCCGCAGGUCGUGCUCACCGCCGGGAACGAGAGGAACGUCUCCACCAGGCAAGGCAUGGACCUGUCUGCCAAUCAGGACGAAGAGAGCGACCAGGAGGUGUUCCAGGUGGAGAUCUGCCGUGAGAACAGGAAGUGCGCGUUCCGGACCGCCGCUGGGAAGUACUGGACCCUCACCGCCAACGGAGGCCUGCAGUGCACCGCCUCCAGCAAGUCCACUAACUGCUACUUUGACAUCGAGUGGCGUGGGAAGCGGCUGACUCUCCGCGCAGCCAACGGGAAGUACGUGGCGGCCAAGAAAAACGGCCAGCUCGCCGCCACCAUGGACUCUGCAGGAGAGUCCGAGGAGUUCAUCAUGAAGCUGAUCAACCGUCCCAUCAUCGUCCUGCGUGGCGAACACGGCUUCAUCGGCUGCAGGAAGGUGACCGGCACGCUGGACUCCAACCGCUCCUCCUACGACUACUUCACCCUGGAGUUCAGAGACGGCGCUUACAGCCUGCAGGAUUCCACCGGAAAGUACUGGAUGGUGGGGAACGAGCAGGCGGUCGUGAGCAGCAGCGACACUCCCGUCGACUUCCUGUUCGAGUUCUGCGACUACAACAAGCUGGCCGUCCGCCACGCCGGCGACGGGAAGUACCUCCGUGGCGACCACGCCGGCGUGUUGAAGGCCAACGCCGACGACCUGGAAACCGCCACUCUCUGGGAGUACUGAGGGGAACCAGAGCCCCCUGACCCGUCCACCGCCUAAACACCUACCCGUCCACCCCUCCCCCACCCUCAUAUUAAACCCCGCCCCCUUUUUGACUAUAUGUUGACAAACUGCACAGAGAUCAGCAAGGAUAGAAGAAAGGAGCCUCUCCUCUCUCCCUCCCUUGCCUUCCUUCCUUCCUCCGUUCUUCUUCGUUUUGUUUUUUUUUGUCAGCUCUGCCCUCCGGUGCCAACCUGUAUCCGUCGCCGUAGUUACCACAGGGUGCUGUGCACUUUUCCUGCUUCGAUCCGUCUUUGUCGCGCCACUUCCUCCGCGUUUCUGCUUGUUGGCGUCUGAACUGGACUGAAGGGCCCAGAUUCAGCGUUUGUUUAUGAGAGCUUGGCGUUCUUGAUGACUGUAAUAUAACUAGAGUGGAUCUGACGAUGUAGACAAUGUAACUCGACGGGACAAAGCCCCGCCCACCUCCCCUUAGCCCCUCCCCCCACUCUCCUUUCAUCUCAAGUGUAUGAUAUUUAGAUGUAAGCCCGUGUUGCUCUCUAGCUGUAUUAUCAUCAGUCGGUGACGAGGCAGAAGUCUGAGAUCUUAGCAGGUCGUAGGAAGAAACCUAAAUCCUCCGGAAGCUGUAGUCGGAGAAACGGUAUAAAGGGUUAAAAGCCGACGCAGAUCAACACACGUUUCCGUACGUUUGCUGCACUCUUGCACAGUUGGAUUCAUUUCUUGCUCCAAGUCCAAGGCACAGACAUUAUCAUGGCUAAACGUGUACAGCGGAUAGGUGUAGUAAAUGUAGUGAAACAGUCAAUAGAUGCCUAGAAAGCUGCUUUUUUUUAAUUAUUAUUUUAAAUUUUUUUUCUCGAUUUCCCUCGACCAAACAAACACCUGAGCCUUUACGCAGACCAAACUUUUGAUACUGGGUAGACGACAAGCUGUUCAAAACUGGAAUCUGGUGCUAGCAACAUGUUCCCGUUCAACAUCUCGGCUCCACAUCGGAGAACCUGUUCACCCAAAAUCCGUUUCUCUUUUUCUCUCUCUUGCAUCUCGGGUUCCUGCCGUCUCAGUUUGAAACGGACGUUUCAUCUCGUAGUUCAGUCGCACGGAAUCUCAACCUGCUGAUUUUUUUAAAAUUUUAUUUGUAUUUUUUUUUUAAAUCCACUUAGACGACCAAUCACUGCAAUCACUCGACGAAUCGAUGCACGAUUGUAUCCGGUCCAACGUUUUUCUGAUGUUCUGAGUGUUUUCACGAAAGGUUCUGUGGGAAACAAAAACAGAGAAGUUCCUCUCCGAGAAACUUUUGGCAAACUGGAUGUUGGGAGGGUAAACAUGUGGUAAUGACUGUGCCUUACUCUUGAGUUUUGAUUUUUUGGCAGUAGGAUAAUUAAUUGAUAAAAAAAAAAAAAAAGAAAAUGAAAGAAAAGAAAAUGAAAGUCCACACAUUUUGCUUUGUAAAACUGGAACUUCCUUUUGUAUUAUUUUGUACAAUUUUUCUGGGAUAUUGUGGAGUAAUCUCUCUCUUGUGCCAUUGGUUCACCUGAAAUCCAGCAACCAAUAAAAACUGGAAUUUGGAACGCAAA
Molecule: messenger RNA, 3300 nt
Organism: Xiphophorus maculatus (southern platyfish)
Lineage: Eukaryota; Metazoa; Chordata; Actinopteri; Cyprinodontiformes; Poeciliidae
Gene: fscn1a
Product: fascin actin-bundling protein 1
Exons: 5
Coding region: 239-1735 (498 amino acids)
Biological process (GO): cell migration; actin filament bundle assembly; establishment or maintenance of cell polarity
Cellular component (GO): microvillus; actin cytoskeleton; ruffle
Molecular function (GO): actin filament binding; protein-macromolecule adaptor activity
Source: RefSeq, a predicted model, not a curated record